Molecule: messenger RNA, 2430 nt
Organism: Tarenaya hassleriana
Lineage: Eukaryota; Viridiplantae; Streptophyta; Magnoliopsida; Brassicales; Cleomaceae
Product: translation initiation factor eIF-2B subunit delta
Exons: 7
Coding region: 91-2043 (650 amino acids)
Source: RefSeq, a predicted model, not a curated record
AGGAAAUCCCGAUUCCCCCAAAACAAUUUUGCCGAUAAAAUCUCCUGAUUUUCCGUUUCAGCCGAGAAAAAAAGAAGGCAGAAGGAAGAGAUGGAUUCUCGACGUAACCCUCGCACCGUGAUCGACCCAAAGGUCCGGCAAGUCGGGUUUUUCGCCCCUUCUCAGUCGGGUCGACCCGACCCGGCUCCUCUUCCCGAUCCUUUCUCCUCCUCCGACACCGCCGUCGCUUCUUCCCCUCCGGUCUCCGGCAUUUCUCCAUCCGGUAACUCCCUCUCCCCGGUCAUGAUCCCUCCUCCUCGCCAUAACUCCUCCGAUGUCUUCAUUGUCCGCUCCGCCGCUUCCGUCGUCACACCCACUUCGUUCUCUUACACCAGCCGCGGCGAAUUCCCCGAUGACUCGUCCUCGGCGGUUGCGGCGUCUCCCGGUGGUCGCGUCUCCAGGGCCAGUUUCGGUAAAUCCGUCUCCGGAGCUGCUGCCGCGUCUUCCUUUCCCGGCGUCGGGAUUGAUUCCAUGGCUGCAGCGAAGUCCAGUAGUGUUCCUGCUAGUGGGUUAACCACUGUUUCCGUUGUGAAUUUGCCUCCUGGAAUCUCUGAGAAGGCGAGUAGAGUUGAGGUGCAGAGUGAACGAGGGAAGAAUUCGAAGCCAUUGAAGGAGAAGACCACCAAAGCUGAAAGGAGAGCCAUUCAAGAAGCUCAAAGAGCUGCUAAAGCAGCUGCAAAAGCUGAAGGAGGUAAGGCACCUCCUGUGAAUUCUGGCUCGGUGGCUGCAACAAACGUGAAACCUGCUAAACCCACAAAGCCUUCUUCUCAGAAGAAUGACGGUGCUGUUGCAGCUGGUGCCUCUGAGAAGAAGGGUGGCCCACCAGAGAAGGAGAGAAAGAAAGAUGCUCCUCAUCCACGCAUGCAGUAUGAUGAUGAGAGCCGGGUCGAAAAGGCGAAAAAACGAUCUGUUGUGAAACAGACCGAAGCUAGAAACAGGGUUGAACUAUUCAGGCAUUUGCCCCAGUAUGAGCAUGAUACUCAGCUUCCUGAUCUGGAGUCCAAGUUUUUCCAACUUGAGCCUAUGCAUCCUGCUGUCUACAAGGUUGGACUUCUGUAUCUAUCUGGUGAUGUAUGUGGUGGAAAUGCCCGAUGUAUCGCAAUGCUCUUAGCGUUCCAAGACGUCAUCAAAGAUUAUUCAACACCACCUGAGAAGACGCUUAACAGGGACAUGACUGCCAAAUUAAGUAGCUAUGUAUCUUUUCUCAUAGAAUGCCGCCCACUUUCAAUCAGCAUGGGUAAUGCUAUCCGAUUUCUGAAGAACAGGAUCUUGAAGCUGCCUCUCACACUGUCUGAAUCCGAAGCAAAGUCAGCUCUUCUUGCAGAUAUUGAUCGCUUCAUUAACGAGAAGAUCAUUGUUGCAGAUAAGGUGAUAGUCAAACACGCUGUCACAAAAAUAAGAGAUGGUGAUGUCCUUCUCACCUAUGGGUCACCUACAGCUGUUGAGAUGGUAUUAUCGCAUGCCCAUGAGCUGGGGAAAAAGUUCCGUGUCGUGGUGGUGGAUUCCCGUCCAAUGCUCGAAGGCCAGCUGCUGCUUCGUAGAUUGGUCAGGCAAGGCAUCAACUGUACAUACACCCAUAUAAACGCCAUCUCAUAUAUCAUGCAUGAGGUCACAAAAGUGUUCCUAGGGGCUUCUUCAGUUCUGUCAAAUGGAACAGUUUAUUCACGGGUCGGGACUGCUUGUGUUGCAAUGGUUGCUCAUGCAUUCCGUGUCCCUGUUCUCGUUUGUUGCGAAGCGUACAAGUUCCAUGAGAGGGUGCAGCUCGAUUCCAUAUGUUCCAAUGAGCUCGGAGAUCCAUACGCUAUUUCAAAAGUCCGAGGAAGAGAAGACAUUAACUACUUGGAUGGUUUGACCAACAAUGCUAACCUGCAGUUUUUGAACUUGAUGUAUGAUGCGACUCCGUCAGACUACAUAUCCAUGAUAAUCACAGACUAUGGCAUGGUACCGCCAACAAGCGUACCCGUCAUCGUAAGAGAAUAUCAGAAGGACCACGUACUGGUCUAAGCACAAAUCUUCAUCCAAUCCAACAUGAACAACCCAACCAUGAAGAACCCUUCUCCAGAAAUUUUGCCUCCGCGUCGACGACGGUGAAGUCUCUUGCCCCUCGGGUUUUUCCCAUCUAGAAGAAUAAUGGUCGCUACUGGCUUGUUCUUCGCUCUCUUAUUUUCCCCCGAGUGUACGGGAUCCCUUUUUUUUUUCCUCUUACAAUGGUGACAAUGUUUUGAAACACUGACUCUGUGAAGAGUGCGAUUCUUGGACCGCCUCUCCGGGCAGAUUUUUAUGUCUCUGGUAGCGUUUUUGUCUUUGUAUUCGAAUGUUAUGAGAGAGCUUUUGAUUCUGAUUGCGUUUUGUUUUCCAUUUUUUUUGCCCCCUCUCCAUGGAGGUUGAUGA